GGAAGGAACCGAGCCCGUCCGAAGGGAGCGGAGCGCAGCCUGGCCUGGGGCCCGGUCGAGCCCGCGCCAUGGCGGCCGAGGCGACAGCUGUGGCCGGAAGCGGGGCUGUUGGCGGCUGCCUGGCCAAAGACGGCUUGCAGCAGUCUAAGUGCCCGGACACUACCCCAAAACGGCGGCGCGCCUCGUCGCUGUCGCGUGACGCCGAGCGCCGAGCCUACCAAUGGUGCCGGGAGUACUUGGGCGGGGCCUGGCGCCGAGUGCAGCCCGAGGAGCUGAGGGUUUACCCCGUGAGCGGAGGCCUCAGCAACCUGCUCUUCCGCUGCUCGCUCCCGGACCACCUGCCCAGCGUUGGCGAGGAGCCCCGGGAGGUGCUUCUGCGGCUGUACGGAGCCAUCUUGCAGGGCGUGGACUCCCUGGUGCUAGAAAGCGUGAUGUUCGCCAUACUUGCGGAGCGGUCGCUGGGGCCCCAGCUGUACGGAGUCUUCCCAGAGGGCCGGCUGGAACAGUACAUCCCAAGUCGGCCAUUGAAAACUCAAGAGCUUCGAGAGCCAGUGUUGUCAGCAGCCAUUGCCACGAAGAUGGCGCAAUUUCAUGGCAUGGAGAUGCCUUUCACCAAGGAGCCCCACUGGCUGUUUGGGACCAUGGAGCGGUACCUAAAACAGAUCCAGGACCUGCCCCCAACUGGCCUCCCUGAGAUGAACCUGCUGGAGAUGUACAGCCUGAAGGAUGAGAUGGGCAACCUCAGGAAGUUACUAGAGUCUACCCCAUCGCCAGUCGUCUUCUGCCACAAUGACAUCCAGGAAGGGAACAUCUUGCUGCUCUCAGAGCCAGAAAAUGCUGACAGCCUCAUGCUGGUGGACUUCGAGUACAGCAGUUAUAACUAUAGGGGCUUUGACAUUGGGAACCAUUUUUGUGAGUGGGUUUAUGAUUAUACUCACGAGGAAUGGCCUUUCUACAAAGCAAGGCCCACAGACUACCCCACUCAAGAACAGCAGUUGCAUUUUAUUCGUCAUUACCUGGCAGAGGCAAAGAAAGGUGAGACCCUCUCCCAAGAGGAGCAGAGAAAACUGGAAGAAGAUUUGCUGGUAGAAGUCAGUCGGUAUGCUCUGGCAUCCCAUUUCUUCUGGGGUCUGUGGUCCAUCCUCCAGGCAUCCAUGUCCACCAUAGAAUUUGGUUACUUGGACUAUGCCCAGUCUCGGUUCCAGUUCUACUUCCAGCAGAAGGGGCAGCUGACCAGUGUCCACUCCUCAUCCUGACUCCACCCUCCCACUCCUUGGAUUUCUCCUGGAGCCUCCAGGGCAGGACCUUGGAGGGAGGAACAACGAGCAGAAGGCCCUGGCGACUGGGCUGAGCCCCCAAGUGAAACUGAGGUUCAGGAGACCGGCCUGUUCCUGAGUUUGAGUAGGUCCCCAUGGCUGGCAGGCCAGAGCCCCGUGCUGUGUAUGUAACACAAUAAACAAGCUUCUUCUUCCCA
Molecule: messenger RNA, 1474 nt
Organism: Homo sapiens (human)
Lineage: Eukaryota; Metazoa; Chordata; Mammalia; Primates; Hominidae
Gene: CHKB
Product: choline kinase beta
Exons: 11
Coding region: 69-1256 (395 amino acids)
Biological process (GO): phosphatidylethanolamine biosynthetic process
Molecular function (GO): ethanolamine kinase activity; choline kinase activity
Source: RefSeq, marked reviewed